AGCGCGAUGGCGGCGGCUCCUUCAGGCAGCUGAAGGGGGAUUUAGGCCCGGAAGAUCCGAGUCCAUCCGCGACGGGGAGAGGGCGAGCGGGGUUGGCGGGGGCCGGAGCAGGGGCGGCGGCGCUCGGACUGUCCCAUCCGCCCCGUAUUGAGGCGCUGGGAGCAGCGGGGCGGCCGGAAAGCGAUGGUGAAAGCGGGGCCGUGAGGGGGGCGGAGCCGGUAGCCCGACCCGCCGUAGCGGCAGCAGCGGCACCGCCUCCCCGAGCUCAGAGCCAGGAAGCGGCCGGGAGGGCAGGAGCGAGCCGGACCCGCUGCCGCCGCCGCCGCCGCCAUGGAGCUCAGAGUCGGGAACAGGUACCGGCUGGGCCGGAAGAUCGGCAGCGGCUCCUUCGGAGACAUCUAUCUCGGUACGGACAUUGCUGCAGGAGAAGAAGUUGCCAUCAAGCUUGAAUGUGUCAAAACCAAACACCCUCAGCUCCACAUUGAGAGCAAAAUCUACAAAAUGAUGCAGGGAGGAGUGGGCAUCCCCACCAUCCGGUGGUGCGGGGCAGAGGGGGACUACAACGUCAUGGUGAUGGAGCUGUUGGGGCCGAGCCUGGAGGACCUGUUCAACUUCUGCUCAAGGAAAUUCAGCCUCAAAACUGUCCUGCUGCUUGCUGACCAGAUGAUUAGUCGCAUCGAAUACAUUCAUUCAAAGAACUUCAUCCACCGAGAUGUGAAGCCGGAUAACUUUCUCAUGGGGCUGGGGAAGAAGGGCAACCUGGUCUACAUCAUCGACUUUGGGCUGGCCAAGAAGUACCGGGACGCCAGGACCCACCAGCACAUCCCCUACCGCGAGAACAAAAACCUCACCGGGACGGCGCGCUACGCCUCCAUCAACACGCAUCUUGGAAUCGAACAAUCUCGAAGAGAUGACCUGGAGUCACUGGGCUAUGUGCUCAUGUACUUCAAUCUGGGCUCUCUGCCCUGGCAGGGGCUGAAGGCAGCCACCAAGAGGCAGAAGUAUGAGCGGAUUAGCGAGAAGAAGAUGUCCACCCCCAUCGAAGUGCUGUGUAAAAGCUACCCCUCUGAGUUUGCCACGUACCUGAAUUUCUGCCGUUCCUUGCGUUUUGACGACAAGCCUGACUACUCCUACCUGAGGCAGCUCUUCAGGAAUCUCUUCCACCGCCAGGGCUUCUCCUAUGACUACGUGUUCGACUGGAACAUGCUCAAAUUCGGAGCCAGCCGGGCCGCUGAUGACUCCGAGCGGGAGCGCCGGGACCGAGAGGAGCGGCUGCGGCACUCCCGAAACCCAGCCGCCCGCGGCCUCCCCUCCACGGCCUCUGGCCGCCUGCGGGGCACCCAGGAAGUGGCUCCUCCCACCCCCCUCACCCCUACCUCACACACUGCUAACACCUCUCCUCGGCCCGUGUCCGGUGUGGAAAGAGAGCGGAAAGUGAGUAUGCGGCUGCACCGCGGCGCCCCUGUCAACAUCUCGUCCUCCGAUCUCACAGGCCGGCAAGACACCUCCCGCAUGUCCACCUCACAGAUUCCCGGUCGGGUGGCUUCCAGUGGUCUUCAGUCUGUGGUGCACCGAUGAGAACUCUCCUUUUUGCUGUGAAGGGCAGACAAUGCAUGGCUGAUCUACUCUGUUACAAUGGCUUUACUAGUGACGCGCCCCCCGGUCUAGAACCGAAAUGUUAACACCGGGAGCUCUCCAGGCCGCCCACCCAGCGACGCCCGUGGGGGAAACAAAAACUAAACCAGACAGACUCCAAAGCGCUGCCGUGACAGGGGCUGCACCGCGGGCCCCCCACGUGGACUCGGUUGUCGCGGGCUGGGAAGAAAAGCAGAGUGAGAGAGACAGUUGCAGAGAGAACCAAACUCCCGCUCCAGAGCCUUUCAGUUCCCCUCCAGUGGCGGUGCGCCCCGCUCCCUGACAAGCCUACUGUAACCACCGAUCUUCUACUUGGUUAAGACAGUUUUGUAUCAUUUUGCUAAAAAUUACUGGCUUAAAUCUGUGUAAAGAAA
Molecule: messenger RNA, 2009 nt
Organism: Odobenus rosmarus divergens (Pacific walrus)
Lineage: Eukaryota; Metazoa; Chordata; Mammalia; Carnivora; Odobenidae
Gene: CSNK1D
Product: casein kinase 1, delta
Exons: 9
Coding region: 331-1578 (415 amino acids)
Biological process (GO): positive regulation of canonical Wnt signaling pathway; positive regulation of proteasomal ubiquitin-dependent protein catabolic process; signal transduction
Cellular component (GO): cytoplasm; nucleus; spindle microtubule
Molecular function (GO): ATP binding; protein serine/threonine kinase activity
Source: RefSeq, a predicted model, not a curated record